Molecule: messenger RNA, 981 nt
Organism: Fonsecaea erecta
Lineage: Eukaryota; Fungi; Ascomycota; Eurotiomycetes; Chaetothyriales; Herpotrichiellaceae
Exons: 1
Coding region: 1-981 (326 amino acids)
Cellular component (GO): membrane
Source: RefSeq, a predicted model, not a curated record
AUGGCGUUCUCAAAGAACAACGUCUAUCGUCUAUUUAGCUACACCGCCCCUUUUGACAAGAGUCACAGUUUUGUCGCCUCCUGGGCUCUUCCUCCAGUCGUCCACAGUUGUCUGCGCGUGCUGCUUGGCCUCUAUGUGUUCACCGCCAUUAUCUACUCCUACAUCUGGUUCUCUGGCAACAUCGACAUCUACCACCUGCAUGACGUUGAUGAACCUUCCUACACAACCGUGAUCGGCUCCUCUGCAAUCGGCCGGUCUUUCUCUUACUUCACAUACCUUUCCUACUAUGGCCAAGGGUUCUAUUUCUUUGUCACCGCGGCGCAUGGCUUUUUCUACGCCAAAACGGGGACGAGUUGGCUGCAUACCCGUUUUCCGCCGUCAUUGCAAGUCUUGCAUUCCUUGUUCUACAGCAUGGUGACAUGUUUUCCGAUCCUCGUCACGCUCACCUUCUGGUGCACCAUGUAUGUCGGGCCGUGGUACACGGUGACCUUCAACGCCUGGGCCAAUAUAUCCGUGCACGCCAUGAACACAUUCAUGGCCUUGCUCGAGAUCACUCUCCCCACCACGGAGCCGUUGCCCUGGAUGCAUUUGCCUUUCCUCAUGACCACAUUGUCGCUCUACCUCGGCCUGGCGUAUCUGACCCGUGCAACUGGUGGGUUUUGGGUCUAUGAAUGGCUGGACCCGGAGUUGGGCAAGUGGAAGGUCGUGGUCCAUGUCGUCUGUUACACGGUGGCCAUUGUCGUCAUCUUUGUCUUUGUGAGAUAUGCCAUCUGGGCCAGGAACUGGCUCGUCGGGCGAUUUACCGGGGCCAGUUUCGGGCUGGGCGAAGAGAAUAUAGAGAGGGUUUUGGGCAUGGCAGACUCUUCGCGGUCCAGCGGGACCUUGGUGGCAGAUACAGAAGCGCAGAUUCUCACAGAGGGACUCUGGCCGCCGCCAAAGCUCCAUACGGCGCCCCGGCUAGCCCAUCGAGUGGAUUUGUAG